Messenger RNA from Brachypodium distachyon (stiff brome), 2311 nucleotides. RefSeq names its product signal recognition particle subunit SRP72. Gene Ontology annotation, biological process: SRP-dependent cotranslational protein targeting to membrane. The record is from RefSeq and is a predicted model, not a curated record. Gene Ontology annotation, cellular component: signal recognition particle, endoplasmic reticulum targeting. Bases 80 to 2077 code for a protein of 665 amino acids. The transcript is spliced from 6 exons. Lineage: Eukaryota; Viridiplantae; Streptophyta; Magnoliopsida; Poales; Poaceae. Gene Ontology annotation, molecular function: ribosome binding; protein binding; 7S RNA binding.
CAGCUGAACGGGGUUUUUCCUCGCAGUCCUCGUGUCCUGAGCUGUCUCCUCCCCCUUCCGAACCACCUCCCGUGUCCCGAUGCCGCCCAAAUCGAAGGCGGCGGCCGCCGCCGCCGAGCCGGUUGCCGUGGAGGACCUGUUCACGGCGCUCCACCGCCACAUCGAGGCCGGCGAGUUCCCCCAGGCCGUCAAGGUCGCCGACCAAGUUCUCGCGGCUGCGCCGGGAGACGAGGAUGCAUUGCGAUGCAAGGUGGUCGCGCACAUCAAGUCCGACGCUAUGGACAAGGCGCUCGCCGCGAUCCGCGCCGCCGAGCGCCUCCCCAUCGACCUCAGCUUCUACAAGGCAUACUGCUACUACAGACAAAAUAAAUUGCAAGAAGCUCUGGAGAUAUUGAAGGGCCAGGAAGAAACCGCUGCUGUUCUCCAGCUAGAAUCCCAGAUUUGCUAUCGACUAGGAAGAAUGAAUGAUUGCUUGAAUAGCUACGAGAAGCUUCAGAAAUAUAAGAUCGAGUCAAUGGAUUUAAAGAUAAAUAUCAUUGCUGCUCUGGUUGCUGCGGGGAGGGCUUCUGAAGUACAGUCUACCAUGAAGGCGCAAAAGACAGAUCUUACCACCAGAGCACUCAGAGAUGCUCGGAGCUUUGAGCUUGCAUAUAAUUCUGCUUGCACCUUGAUAGAAAUUAAGAAGUAUUCAGAAGCUAAAGAGCAGCUGGACUUGGCGAAAAGAAUCGGGAAAGAGGAGCUCAUGGUGGAAGAUUAUGCAGAAGAUGAGAUAGAAUACGAACUAGCUCCUGUGUCUGCUCAGCUUGCUUAUGUACAGCAGCUACAAGGACAGACUCAAGAAGCUAUGGAAACGUAUGCUAACAUGACAAACAAGAAAUCAGGAGAUCCCUCAUCACUUGCUGUGGCAACAACCAACCUUAUUUCAUUAAAAGGUACAAAGGAUGUUGCCGAUGGCUUGAGGAAGCUUGACCGGCUUGUUGAGAAAUCUACAGCUCCAAACCAGCCACAACUUAUUGAAAGCCUUGAAUUCAAGUUAUCUCUAAGACAGAAAGAAGCGCUGUAUUCUGCUCGCGUUCUUUUGCUCCUCCAUGCAAAUAAAAUUGAUCAGGCGCAUGAGUUGGUCAGUGGACUGCUUGGUAUGUUUCGAGACAGUAUUUUCCCUGUUUUACUUCAAGCUGCAGUUCAUGUGAGAGAAAAGAAGGUCCAGAAAGCUGAAGAAGUUCUUAGCCGCUAUGCUGAAAAGCAUCCUGAGAAUUCUAAAGGAGCCCUCCUGGCACUUGCCCAGAUUGCUGCCAAUACCAACCAUUUUCAGAUUGCUGCCGACUCAUUGUCUAAGAUACCUGAUAUCCAGCACAUGCCUGCUACGGUUGCUACACUAGUAGCCCUAAAAGAGCGCCUAAAUGACCCUAAUGGAGCCUCUUCUGUACUUGAUUCUGCUAUCAAGUGGUGGAAGAACGCCAUGACUGAGGAUAACAAGUUAGGUGUGUUCAUGCGGGAGGCUGCUACAUUUAAGCUCAAUCAUGGGCGUGAUGAAGAGGCCUGUCAACUGUAUGAGGAACUUGUAAAAAGUUCCGGAAGCACUGAAGCGUUGGCUGGGUUGGUGGCAACUUCAGCACGCACAGACCUUGAGAAAGCUGAGCAAUAUGAGAAGAAGCUGAAACCAUUGCCCGGUCUUAAGGGAAUUAAUGCAGAGAGCCUGGAGAAGACAUCUGGUGCAAGACAUGUAGACCAAGCCAUGAAGGUGGAAGUUCCCGAGGAAGUGAAGAAGCAAAAGGCAAAGAAGAGGAAGAGGAAGCCUAAGUAUCCGAAAAGCUUUGAUCCAGCGAACCCAGGGCCACCGCCAGAUCCUGAGAGAUGGCUGCCCAAGAGGGAGAGGUCGAGUUACCGCCCUAAGAGGAAGGAUAAGAGGGCUCAGGUCAGAGGUGCUCAGGGUGCCGUGACUAGAGAGAAGCAUGAUCCAUCUGCUGCCAAUGCCGGUGGUGCCUCCUCGAAAGCAAGCCAUGCCACCACCUCGGCGAAAGCUCCAGAACAACCGAAGGCCUCCAGCAAGUCACGGAAGAAAAAGUCGAGGUCUUAGAUGACAAAUUUGUUACAUCACAAAUUGACAAUACAAAGGUCACUGUUCAUUUAGUAUCUUGACUUGCAAUUUUUGUGUUAUUUGCAUUCAGUUGCCCUCCGCCCUCGCCUUCAGAAUCAUAUUCAUGGAGACUCAAAGUGUCUAGACUGGCAAAUUUUGUUAAACCGUGGCAGUGAUAGUAUGGCAUAUCUGGUUGAACUUCAGUUUAUUACAUGUUCAUAGCUUAGUUAUUUA